GGUGGGCUAGUUUGGGUGCUGGUGGUGGUGGCGUUCGGAUGAGUUACUCCAAUUGUUGUGUCGGCGCCCCUCCUCACUUGUUUCUUGCUUUGGAUGUGUAUGAAGCGCGUUGAGCGCUCCGGGGCACGUGAUGUAUGCCGUUGUACUCCCCAUAAAUAUGCACACUCUCGCACAACCUCAGCCGUCGCCUGCAGCAGAAAAUCAUCUCCGUUCAUGGAUUUCAAAAACACCAAACAGAAUGUGAAAUAUAUUGCGCGCGCUUAACCACCAUACAACAUUAACAACUUAAAGUGCUGGCUGAAUUUAUUGAAAUUUUGUAAAAUGUUGUAGGCUUCUUGACAGUAGUGCUUGUGUAAUUCAAUACAUUGUCAAUCAACGUUUUUUUCCUGGAUACCGUUGACGGAUAACGCCUGCACAACACGAGGAACUAUGUAAAGGAUUUCUCUGAAGCAUCCAAGGCAAUCCCCCCCAAUAUCAUCGUCAGUUAUGAGGUCCGUACUGGACGAGGUUGCAGACACCACUUUCCGGACCAUCACCUCUGGGCUCCAGUACCUCGGCUCCAACGAUGCCAGCUACGACGAUGCAACAUCAGCCGUGGACCUCACCAAGGGCCGCUUUGCCCUGCAGAAGCCCCUGUCUGCGUUCCGCAGCACCGCUUUCGCAGACAAAGUGCAGCCAGACGAGGAGCUCAUUCUCAAGAGUCUGGCCUUUUACCCGACUAACUCCUCUGACCUGUUUGGCAACAGGAGCUUUGUGGGUGACGAGGCGGGGAGCAGCAGCACCAUCGAGUGUGGGGAGAACUUCAUGGACAUGGAGUGCUUCAUGAUCCUGACUCCCAGCCAACAACUGGCCGUGGCCGUCCUGUCCCUCACCCUGGGAACGUUCACCGUGCUGGAGAACCUGGUUGUUCUCUGUGUGAUCCUGCAGUCUCGCACUCUACGCUGCAGACCGUCCUACCACUUCAUUGGCAGCCUGGCCGUGGCGGACCUACUGGGCAGCGUCAUCUUUGUCUACAGCUUCUUAGACUUUCACGUUUUCCACCGCAAGGACAGCCCCAACGUGUUUCUGUUCAAGUUGGGCGGGGUGACGGCCUCGUUCACGGCCUCGGUCGGAAGCCUGUUCCUCACCGCCAUAGAUCGGUACAUCUCCAUACACCGGCCGCUGGCCUACCGUCGCAUCGUCACGCGCACCAAGGCUGUGAUCGCCUUCUGCAUGAUGUGGGCCAUCUCCAUCAUCAUCGCCGUGCUGCCGCUGCUCGGCUGGAACUGCAAGCGACUCAACUCUGUCUGCUCCGACAUCUUCCCGCUCAUCGACGAGAACUACCUGAUGUUCUGGAUCGGGGUGACGAGUGUGCUGGUGAUCUUCAUCAUCUACGCCUACAUGUACAUCCUGUGGAGGGCGCACCACCACGCCGUGCGCAUGCUGAGCCGGACCUCCCAGAAGAGCCUGGUGGUCUACUCGGCCGACGGGACUAAAGUGCAGACCGCGCGACCGGAGCAGACGCGCAUGGACAUCCGCUUGGCCAAGACGCUGGUGCUGAUUCUGGUGGUGCUGGUCAUCUGCUGGGGCCCUGUGCUGGCCAUCAUGGUCUAUGACCUGUUCUGGAAGAUGGACGAUGACAUAAAGACCAUCUUUGCCUUCUGCUGCAUGCUCUGUCUCCUCAACUCCACCGUAAACCCCAUCAUCUACGCCUUGAGGAGCAAAGAUCUGCGCCGUGCGUUCUUGAGCAGCUGCACCGUGUGCAAAGGCAGCACUCAACAGCUGGAUAACAGUCUGGAGUCAGACUGCCCGAACAGACAUCCCAGCAUCGUUGCCAAUCGAGCUGCAGAAAGUUGUGUGAAAACCACUGUGAAAAUAGCCAAAGUAACAAUGUCUGUUUCCACGGAGACGUCUGCCGAAGCUGUGUGACUGGCUACAGGCUCCCCUGUGGUGCUCCUCUAGCACAAAGCACUCGCCAGUCAUUUUUUUAUAAUUUCGGGGGUGCUUUUUUGGGCCUUUAUUAGGACAGGACAGUUUGAGAGGUGACUGGGAAUGAGCCGGAGAGAGAGGUGGGGUACAAUAGGGAAAUUACCAGGCUGGAUUCGAACCUGUCUCUUAACACUUGCCAGUCUUGAAAAGACUGGUAGAAUGUCUUGGGGAAUGACUGGUGAAAUCAGCAACAACAUUUCAGCAAUUCACAAUUGUUUCUUGGAUUUUUUUUUGGUCUUCUUUCAUUUAAAUAGUAAAUAGGCUACCUGCUGCAUACUUGUUGCUGUGGGUGACACACGUCGCCCCUUGCAUUCAUGAAAUGUAUUUUUCUACAUUCAAAUCAGGUUAUUGAACAGUGCGUUUGUCUAUCACGGGGAUAAGGGGCUACCGAAUUUUACGUUACAACAGUCUAUGUAAAGCAAAACUACUGUAUGCUGAUAAUAACUUUAUAGCACUGUUCAUGUUAUUGUCAUUGAUGAAAUGGAAUUGAGUCAUGACUUUUUUAUUGAACAAAUGAACUGAUGUG
Engraulis encrasicolus (European anchovy) is the source of this 2494-nucleotide messenger RNA. RefSeq names its product cannabinoid receptor 1 (gene cnr1). The transcript has 2 exons. Gene Ontology annotation, biological process: regulation of metabolic process; adenylate cyclase-activating G protein-coupled receptor signaling pathway. Lineage: Eukaryota; Metazoa; Chordata; Actinopteri; Clupeiformes; Engraulidae. The record is from RefSeq and is a predicted model, not a curated record. Gene Ontology annotation, molecular function: cannabinoid receptor activity. Gene Ontology annotation, cellular component: cytoplasm; plasma membrane. Bases 487 to 1908 code for a protein of 473 amino acids.